Messenger RNA from Sus scrofa (pig), 2358 nucleotides. NCBI's taxonomy places the organism in Eukaryota, Metazoa, Chordata, Mammalia, Artiodactyla, Suidae. The record is from RefSeq and is a predicted model, not a curated record.
GGCCAGGGAGCCUGGGAAAUAUAGUCGAGUGAUCUUAUCACCGUGGGGCUGAGAGGGGGCGGGGAAAGGAACAAGACAGGCUGGAUCAUUUACUGCCGCUCCCUCUCACACAACGAGCCUCAGGCGUGCGGCCCUGCUACCCAGACCAUUGACCUCAUCACCGACCAGCUGCCUGGCCCUUAUCGCUUGUGGAGCCCCCCUGUCCGAGUCAGCCUGCCAAGGAGACCCUCAACGGGGCCCAUAUUUCACUCAAGGGUUUGAUCUCCUGAGGUGGGAGGUGAGGCCGGGUUCCGCGCUGAGGGACCUGGGUAGGGUGUGCUGGCUGAGCUGAGAGGUGUGAGAAUCGGGAAGGUCCCGUGCGCUAACCUGAGGUGGCGCCAGCCAUUCUGUUGCUCGUCCCCUUGCACUUCUCCAUUUCCUUUUAAGGCUUGAACAGGGCCUUCUGCUGCGGGUGCUAAGUGCGACCUUCCAACCCUGGUCAGAUUAAUGUACGGAAGCUGCAAAGCAACGAGUGGAACCUCCCCGCGAAUCGGCUUCCUGCUUCCGGACAAAUGUCAAGUCUGUUUUUGUUUAAGAAUACCCCGAAAUAGGAUCCAGGAAGAUUUAAAGAGCCAGGCUGAUUGUUUUCCUUAAUGGUAUGUCCCGCGCAGUUGUAAAGUAGUUUCAGAGAAAGGCUGUUAUUAUUGAUGGUGAGGAUGGAGUGGGGGCAGAGCACAGGACUUCUGGGCAACUGUCUUACAGAGUCUACUUUGUUAACCUUUACUAAGGGGCAUGGUCUGUUACCAUAGGGUUUCCUAUUUUUACACAAUCCGUGGUCCUCGGGGUUCACUUUCCGCGUAGGAGGGUUUUUGUUUGUUUUUGUCUUUAGGGCUGCACCGGUGGCAUAUGGAGGCUCCCAGGCUAGAAAUGGAAUUGGAGCUACAGCUGCUGGCCUACACCACAGCCACAGCAACGCAGGAUCCAGCCGUGUCUGCAACCUACACCACAGCUCACAGCAACGCCGGAUCCUUAACCCACUGAUCUGAGGCCAGGGAUCGAAUCUAAUCAGGUGUCUGUAGGUGAUUCUGGUCAUUGCAGGACCAUCUGGGACUUGGCUUCCCCCUGCCUAAUCUCAUUUUCCCAACUCUCCCCAAAGCCAUGUCCGGGUCCUCCCUCAUUAACUUUACCCCAGCCACUGACCCCAGUGAUCUCUGGAAAGAUGGGCAACUGCAGUCACACCCUGAAGAGCUGGAGCCCACCCUGGAUGGGGCUGCAGCCCGGGCUUUCUAUGAAGCUUUGAUUGGGGACGAGGACAGCACCCCUGAGCCCCAGAGAUCUCAGCCUGAGCCUGCUAGAAAGAGGAAGAAAAGACGAACGAUGAGGGAGACUACAGCAGGAGCAUCAGGAGAAGAUGGACAAAGGAGAUCCCUUGAGGCAGAGGACAAGAUGACCCAGCAGAUACUGAGGGCAGCCCAGGAGGGGGACCUGGCAAAACUGAAAAAGCUGUUGGAUCCCCAUGAGGCAGGGGGAGCUGGAGGGAAUAUCAACGCUCGAGAUGCUUUCUGGUGGACCCCACUGAUGUGUGCUGCCCGAGCAGGCCAGGGGGCAGCUGUGCGCUAUCUCCUGGGCCGUGGGGCGGCCUGGGUGGGGGUCUGCGAGCUGGGUGGCAGGGAUGCUGCUCAGCUGGCGGAAGAAGCAGGCUUCCCUGAAGUGGCCCGCAUGGUCAGAGAGAGCCCCGGAGAGACAAGGAGUCCAGAGAACCGGCCCCGAUCCCUCUCCCCCCAGUACUGUGAGACCUGUGAUGCCCACUUCCAAGACUCUAACCACCGUACAUCCACCGCUCACCUGCUCUCACUGUCCCGGGAUCUCCAGCCCCCCAACCUGCCCCUUGGGGUGCCUACCUCCAGCCCAGGCUUUAAGCUUCUCCUAAGGGGGGGUUGGGAGCCUGGAAAGGGACUGGGACCCCAAGGUCAAGGCCGUGCCAACCCCAUCCCCACUGUCCUCAAAAGGGACCAGGAAGGAUUAGGCUAUAGAUCAGCAGCCCAACCCCGAGUUACACAUUUCUCAGCUUGGGAUACACGGGCGGUGGCAGGGAGGGAGAGAGUCCCUAGAUUGACCACACUGAACCAGAAGGAGAAGAGAAGGCAGGAGGAGAAGGACAGAGCCUGGGAGCGGGAUCUGAGGACAUACAUGAAUCUUGAAUUCUGACCUCAGCAAGGUCUGACCCUGGUUUGCGGCUGAAACCUGAACUUGGGCCCCUGAACUGGGUACUUGGGCUUCUACUUCCUGGGGUCUGUCCAGGGUACAAGCCUUCAGGUUUGAUAAGUGGGCUCUGCCCUUGGGAAACAGGUUGAGAAAUAAAUCAAGCUUUUCUCCCUC